Brassica oleracea var. oleracea is the source of this 1261-nucleotide messenger RNA. RefSeq lists its product as uncharacterized. The record is from RefSeq and is a predicted model, not a curated record. The transcript is spliced from 6 exons. Lineage: Eukaryota; Viridiplantae; Streptophyta; Magnoliopsida; Brassicales; Brassicaceae. The coding region runs from base 1 to 663 and encodes 220 amino acids.
AUGCCGUUUUUCUCUAAGAAGAUCAUUGAAUGCGAUCCAUCUGUUACAUCGCAGUUCGUCCCAAACACUCUCGCUGCCGGAGAUAACAUGCUUUGUUGUAUCUAUCCAUGGGCAUUGCAAAGGACAAAGAGAGCCUUCACGGAGAUUGAUGGUUCCUUGUGGGUGCCGGAAGAUACGUCUCUUCUCUUCCUCUAUCUCUUCUCUCUCUCUCGAUCUCUAUGGCUUUCUCCCUCGGAUCCUUCGGCCGCUGGAAACCUUCAUCAAUCCGCUGCUCGUGGCAACGAGGACGCCGCUCCUACGCCAUCGGUGGUGAUGGACUCCGACUUCGACGCCAAGACGUUCCGCAAGAACUUGACGAGAAGCCAUAACGACAAUCGCAAAGGGUUUGGUCACAAAGAGGAGACUCUCAAGCUCAUGAAUCGCGAGCACACCAAGAUAGAGCCAGUCUUGGCAACGAAGAAGAAGACACCAUUAACCCUUUUCAUAACCAACCACCCACUUCUCUUGAUAAUACUAAGCCUUCUCUUGGUAAUACUAAGCCUAAACUCACGGCUGUUCACAGCGAUAACAACAAUGCCCACUAUGAGUUCGCUCACCAACAGCCACAUUCUCCAGGCUCCAGCUGUUGACCAGCGGUUGGUGACAUACGUUCAAGAUGUUUAAGGCUGUCUGAUGAAAGUACUUCCGAGGCACUUGGCAUGUGAAUGGGCAAAAGACGGCAUAAGAGCCAAUGCUGUUGCACCUAAUGUUGUCAAGACUCGACAGUCUCAAUCUUAUCUUGAGGACGUCAGUUUCAAGGAAGAAUUGUUCUGUAGAACUCCACUUGGUCGUGCUGGAGAGCCAAAUGAAGUUGCAUCGCUAGAGGUCUUCUUGUGUCUACCUGCAGCUUCCUACAUCACUGGUCAAACCAUUUGUGUUGAUGGAGGCCUCACAGUUAACGGUUUCUCCUAUCAGUCAUGGUCAAACCCUUUGUGUUGAUGGAGCCCUCGUUUUGAUGUUGGUGUCAAGGAGAUUGAAUGCUGGACUGCUCAUUUGCUUCCUUCGAGACAGGUUCGGUCUUCUUAUACAUUUUUCUUUGGGUGCCAUGUCAUGUAAUCACUCUAUGCCAAUUUAACUAUAAAAACUAGCUUGUUAACUAGAGAAUCACUUUCUAUAACUUGUCUUAAGAUUUGAAGACGUGAAGAUAUACCAAAGCUUAUUCUCAUUGAUGUAUUGUUUUUAUCAUAAUUUUUUUUUAAGAACCCUUGAAUAAGAAACUUGC